Molecule: messenger RNA, 4077 nt
Organism: Charadrius vociferus (killdeer)
Lineage: Eukaryota; Metazoa; Chordata; Aves; Charadriiformes; Charadriidae
Gene: RPS6KA5
Product: ribosomal protein S6 kinase, 90kDa, polypeptide 5
Exons: 16
Coding region: 130-2292 (720 amino acids)
Biological process (GO): protein phosphorylation; regulation of DNA-templated transcription; intracellular signal transduction
Molecular function (GO): ATP binding; protein serine/threonine kinase activity; magnesium ion binding
Source: RefSeq, a predicted model, not a curated record
UUGACAGGCCAUGCAGAGAAAGUUGGCAUUGAAAACUUUGAACUCCUGAAAGUUCUUGGAACAGGGGCCUAUGGAAAAGUGUUCCUAGUGAGGAAAGUAAGCGGCCACGAUGCUGGAAAGCUGUAUGCCAUGAAAGUACUGAAGAAAGCAACAAUAGUUCAAAAAGCCAAAACAACUGAGCACACAAGGACAGAACGACAAGUGUUGGAGCACAUCAGGCAAUCACCAUUUUUGGUCACAUUACAUUAUGCCUUUCAAACAGAUACAAAACUUCAUCUCAUUUUAGACUAUAUAAAUGGAGGAGAAUUGUUUACUCACCUUUCACACAGAGAGAGAUUCUCAGAAAAUGAGGUGCAAAUUUACAUUGGGGAAAUUGUUUUGGCACUUGAACAUCUCCACAAGUUGGGGAUUAUAUAUCGGGAUAUAAAACUCGAGAAUAUUCUCCUUGAUUCCGAUGGCCAUGUGGUGCUGACAGACUUUGGUCUGAGUAAGGAGUUUCUUACUGAUGAGAAUGAGAGAGCAUAUUCCUUCUGUGGAACAAUAGAAUACAUGGCUCCGGAUAUUGUAAGAGGAGGAGAUACAGGACAUGAUAAGGCUGUUGAUUGGUGGAGUGUUGGCGUUCUUAUGUAUGAAUUAUUAACUGGAGCAUCACCAUUUACAGUUGAUGGAGAGAAGAAUUCCCAAGCAGAGAUAUCUAGGAGAAUAUUAAAAAGUGAGCCACCUUAUCCACAAGAAAUGAGUGCACUGUCUAAGGAUAUAAUUCAGCGUCUUUUGAUGAAAGACCCCAAGAAGAGGCUAGGUUGUGGUCCCACUGAUGCUGAUGAAAUCAAACAGCAUCCCUUUUUCCAGAAUAUGAAUUGGGAUGAUUUAGCUGCCAAAAAAGUAUCAGCUCCAUUUAAACCGGUAAUCAGAGAUGAGUUGGAUGUCAGUAAUUUUGCAGAAGAGUUUACAGAAAUGGAUCCGACAUAUUCUCCUGCAGCAACCCCUCAGACUUCAGAAAGAAUAUUUCAGGGAUAUUCUUUCGUUGCGCCUUCUAUUUUGUUUAAACGCAAUGCAGCUACAGUAGAUCCUCUUCAGUUUUAUAUGGGGGAUGAGCGGCCUGGAACUACAACUAUUGCCAGAAGUGCUAUGAUGAAGGACUCUCCAUUUUAUCAUCAUUAUGAACUGGAUCUGAAAGAGAAACCAUUGGGAGAAGGAAGUUUUUCCAUUUGUCGAAAGUGCUUACACAAGAAAACUAGCCAAGAGUAUGCAGUAAAAAUAAUUAGCAAAAGAAUGGAAGCCAACACCCAGAGAGAAAUAACAGCUCUGAAACUCUGCGAAGGACACCCAAAUGUAGUGAAGUUACAUGAAGUUUAUCAUGACCAGCUUCACACGUUUCUAGUAAUGGAAUUGCUGAAGGGAGGAGAAUUGCUUGAACGUAUUCAGAAAAAGAAACAUUUCAGUGAGACUGAAGCCAGUCAUAUUAUGCGCAGACUUGUUUCAGCGGUGAGCCACAUGCAUGAUGUAGGAGUAGUCCAUAGAGAUCUGAAACCUGAGAAUUUAUUGUUUACAGAUGAAACUGAUAAUUCAGAAAUAAAAAUAAUUGAUUUUGGCUUUGCUCGUUUAAAACCACCUGAUAAUCAGCCUCUUAAGACUCCAUGCUUUACCCUUCAUUAUGCUGCCCCAGAGCUCUUGAAUCACAAUGGUUAUGACGAAUCUUGUGAUCUGUGGAGUUUGGGAGUCAUUUUGUACACAAUGCUGUCGGGACAGGUACCAUUUCAGUCUCAAGACAAAAGUUUAACGUGUACCAGUGCAUUGGAAAUUAUGAAGAAAAUAAAAAAGGGAGAAUUUUCCUUUGAAGGAGAAGCUUGGAAAAAUGUUUCUGAAGAGGCUAAAGAGUUAAUUCAAGGACUUCUAACGGUGGAUCCCAACAAAAGAAUUAAAAUGUCCAGCCUGAGAUACAACGAAUGGCUUCAGGAUGGCAGUCAGCUGUCAUCCAACCCUCUAAUGACUCCUGAUAACUUAGGCUCUUCAGGAGCUGCGGUGCACACGUAUGUCAAAGCCACUUUUCAUGCCUUUAACAAGUACAAAAGGGAAGGUUUUUGUCUCCAGAAUGUUGACAAGGCACCUCUUGCAAAGAGAAGGAAAAUGAAAAAAACAAGUACAAGCACAGAGACACGUAGCAGCUCCAGUGAAAGUUCACAUUCUUCUUCCUCUCAUUCUCAUGGUAAAACUACACCUACAAAGACACUGCAGCCAACAAACCCUACAGAUAGCAAUAACCCGGAAACCAUCUUCCAGUUCUCUGACUGAAAAGCAGAGAAUAUCCCGUCUUGAAGAUUUAAGUGGUUAUAGACUUGGUAGUACCUAUGUUGUCUUCUCCCACCCUUCCUCCAUGUGGCUUACAGGCUACAGGACUACGUCUGUCGCUUUACAAAUGUAUUUCAAUCAUAACUUUUUAGCUUUGUAUUUCAAUACAUUUCUUUUUAGCAUUAAGUUUGGUAUCACUGGAUAUAGUAUAAUACUAUUAUACAACCAACAUUGUAUUCUCUUAGGGCUAAAUUACUAGCGUGCAGUCAAGCUCAAGGUAAGGAGCUUUGCUGCUUGUGGUGCAGCUUCGAGGAAGACUGUUUCUCAGUGUCAGAAUCUUCCUCCCAGUUUCUUCCCCACUGUUCAAAAAAGGAAAGCUCUGUAACACCUGUAGAACUGUUGGAUCUUCUGCUUUUACCCAGCUCUGUGAAGAAUGUCACAGAAUUUGAUUCUUCAUGCAUGUAAGGAAUCGUUGGUACAAUGCACCAAAGCAGUAUAGUACUUUAAGGCCUUUUAAAUUUGUGGUUACAUUUAAUCCCAUUUAUUUGAAUUUUAAGAGCAAAAUGAACGGUUAUGGAACUCAUACGUUUUCUUUAAAGGUAACUCCAUAUAUCUUGUUCUAAACAACUGGUAAUGUAAGUCUUAGAUUAUUUUUUUUAUUUAUUUAAUUUUUAAAAAAACAUCUAGGGCAAAAGAUGUCUGAUAAGGUGAGGUGUCUAGUACUGUGAUACAAUAAUUUUUAUUUCUGCUUUUUGAAGUUGUUGACUUUUAAAAUGUUUUACAGAUUCUAAAAUGUAAUGCUAUAAGAGAAAGUGAAAUUUCAUAUUGAAUGCUUUGGAAAAUGGUCACAUGUUAAAAGAUCUAUUUCAAGAAUUAAUUAUAAUUUAUAUUUUCUUUUUGUAUUUACACAAUAACUUUAAAAUACUAAGAUUUUUUUAAAGAUGCAAAAACUCCAGUUUCAACAUUUGUUAUUAUAGGGUCCACACAAAAUAUAUACCAAGUUAUUUGAAUUUUGCAUUGUGCAAAUAUGGCAGUUAAAUAGUGAUUGUAAAAUAUUAGAAUAUAUUUUUUCUUUUUUGCACUUUAUAACAUCAAAAGGAGAUGUUUUAUAAUAAAGUGCACUCAGAUCUCUCUUCCUACAAGGUGCUGAGCACUGUUUUACUGGAUUGAGUGACCUGAAAUCCACCGUAUUUGGUGGUGUGGUCAUUGUGAAGGAGAAUUCUGUACAUUGCAGGAGUGAAUCCCUGUAUAUUACCCACUGUUUUCAUUCCUUACUUUUAACUGCAAAGCUCUUUCUAUCUUGCUUUUACAUUGUAUAUAACAAAUACUAGACCUGGGCACCUUGUGUAGUGUAGAUGUUAACAACUUAUGCACUGGGAAUACUAAAGGGAAAUUAUAUUGAACACUGUGCUUCACAACUUGUUCACUGUGGUGUUCUACAGUGAAGUAUUUCCUACUGUGAUAGUAUAGUAUGUACAUAACUGUUUGGAAUCAUAAAUGUGACUUACAGAAACAUCAGCAUAAACUUUUAAAUCAGUAUAUUUUAUAAAUUUAUGGAGAGCUCUUUUAUUGCUCGUAUUCUCAAUGACUACGGGUGACUUAAGUGCUAAACAUGACUCCAGUUUUGCAAAUGCUUACAUGUGUAAGUUUCCACUGAAGUCAGAGAGACUCCUUGUGUAAAGUUAAUCCUAUGCCUAAAUUUGUGUGAUGGAAGACUAAUUGACUAGGGAUUUUGUUAACAGCUUGCUCUAUCUUAAAGUAACCUUAAUCCAAACCCUAUGCAAAAAA